UAACUUUUAAUUGUCUUCGGCAAUUGCCUAAAAUCGAUGGUAUUUUACGACAAUUUUUGUGGUAAAGUGGUACAUCCUGUUCGAUUGCGGACGGUUUAAUUUUAAAUAUAAGUUUCGACGACAAUAGAUGGAAAGAUUUCAGUUACGCGGAAAGGAAUCGAAUCGGUUGAAGAUUUAAACUGCUACCAGUGUGCUACCGCAUUUCGCAUUGUGAAUUAAGUGACAAAUGUAUAACGAAAUACGGAAAGUGAUCCCGUAACAGAAUGGCUUUUCUACAAAAAGAAAUCUGUAAAUAACCGAAAGUGUGUGACGUCUGUUGUGAAAAUUACAAUAAAAGAAAAAUGAGAAUGCGGAAAGUGGUUAACAAUUUCCGUGACAGUGGCACAUAAAAACGCUGGUAUGCUGACGGAAAAUGCAAACAUUCGAUCCGGAAAGUAGUGAUAGGUGAAAGUGUAAAUAGAAAAUUUAAUUUUUUCGUCAAUCACAUCCACGACAACAGAACCAAAAAAUAUGUCGACAUCAACAUUGGGCCGUGAAGAACGGAAACCCUACUACGAUGCAUACUUGUUGCAGAGACGGGUCCUGCUGGGAUGCACGGCCGCAAUUGGAAUCGGUGUGAUUUUGUGGAUAGUGGCCAUUUCCACAGACCGUUGGUUCGUUGGAUCGGGUGGUCAAGGCAUAUUCAUCCAGGAAACACGUCGAUAUUAUAUAGCAUCACAUGCCGGACUGUGGCGCAUGUGUCGCUAUAGUUCGGUGCCAACACUCCUACCCAAUUCAUCAGCAGCACGAAACUUUACCACCCUCUCCUUGACGAAUGUGACACAGAUCAAUGCUCUCAAAAAGACAAUAGCCGUAGAAGAUCCAUUUAUUUUAGAUAUUAUAAACAACGUCCACUUAUCCGAUCCGAUCACGGACAUCGACAAUGAUUUCCGGCAACUACUGUUUGCCCAUUGGAUAUUGGACCAUGACCAAGACUUUAAAACGCUCAAAGACAAAUACAAAGAACUGGUCGCUUUCCGAGCAAAUGUGGAAAGAGCGUCGAACAGUUUGAUGAUGAUCAAUCCGACGAAUGUGUCCGCGGUGAGAGAAAUUAUCGGAGCGACGUUAUCGACGGUGACAGUGAAUGGUUCACUGAUUAAUGUCAUCGUACCGGAAAACUUACGGAACGCUCUGUUCGCCGAUUGGGAAGAUCAGCCGAAUGUGUUGCCGUUGCUGUGGCAAUACUCAAAAGAUUUGGAAAUACCAAUCUUUAUGGUCAAUUCGAAUGGGACCAGAUAUAUCAUUCAACCGCCACCGCCACCGAAAAAGGGAAAGGUGGCCAAUGGAUACGUGUACAAUCGAUUCGAGAAGUGCAAAUACCACAUUCUCUUCCCAACGGACGAUGACAUCAAAUCCGAUCCGGCCAUAGAUGACGAGAUUUUGGAUUACACUAGAACGGAAGCUUCAUUUGCUUGCAUUUGCCUGUUCGUAAUGGCAAUGGGAUUCGUCUUUUCCAUUUAUACGUUUCUCAAUCCACGGUACAUGUUCAAGCGACUGGCUGGUGGGAUUCAUUUUAUAUCGUCGUCAACUGGUUUUAUUGUCAUUCAAGUGCUGACACAUGCCGUGGAAUACGAGAAAAAUAAAAAUUCGUUCGCAUUUCCGAAAGGUGUCGAUUACACGCACGGCUACGGUUUCUACUUGGCCUGGACAGUGUUUAGCAUCAAUUUUUUCUCUUUUAUCAUGUUUAUGUGGUAUUCGAAGAAAAAGAAGGGGAGCAAAGCGCCAACCGAGGAAAUGGUAAUGGCUGAUGAACCAAUCAAUAUUGGCCGAUAGACGGCCAAUUAUGAAAAAGACAAACACAAUGUGUGUAUGAAUAGUGAGAGAAAGAGAUUUCGCCACAUCAUUUUGCGUGCAAGAACUCGACUUUGCAUUUAGAUAGAAGUUUUGUAAAUUUUAUUGCUCAUCGAUUUCAUACAGCAGAUUAACCAUAUAUACGCAUCAUAACCUCGAAAUCAUAGUAAAAUCAUAAACGACUGAC
Molecule: messenger RNA, 2017 nt
Organism: Bradysia coprophila
Lineage: Eukaryota; Metazoa; Arthropoda; Insecta; Diptera; Sciaridae
Product: putative transposon-derived protein F52C9.6
Cellular component (GO): plasma membrane
Source: RefSeq, a predicted model, not a curated record